AUGUUUGCUGAGUUCGUUAAGGAGCAUUUUAGUUCUGUCUUUGAAAACAGUGCUAAUCCUCGUGGAAAACUAUUUCUUCAGGACGGUGACCCAAGACAGUGCUCUAAAGUGGCUCGUAAGGCAAUAGAUCGUUUAGGAUGCAGAAUGUUUGCGAUUCCUCCACGUUCUCCAGAUAUCAACCCGAUUGAAAAUAUUUUUCAUCUUGUGCGUAAACAGCUUCAAGAUGACGCUUUAAGAAACAAAAUCACGAAAGAGUCUUUCGCUGCAUUUUCAGAGCGUAUAAAACACACCGUGAAAAACAUCCCAGUCGAAACAAUUAAUAAAACAAUUCUUUCAAUGAACAAACGAAUGAAAUUGAUUGUUAAAGGAAAGGGUAACAGAACAAAGUAUUAG
This is a messenger RNA of Paramuricea clavata, 393 nucleotides long. The record is from the annotation of a GenBank genome assembly. NCBI's taxonomy places the organism in Eukaryota, Metazoa, Cnidaria, Anthozoa, Malacalcyonacea, Plexauridae.